This is a messenger RNA of Somion occarium, 4064 nucleotides long. The record is from the annotation of a GenBank genome assembly. NCBI's taxonomy places the organism in Eukaryota, Fungi, Basidiomycota, Agaricomycetes, Polyporales, Cerrenaceae.
AAUGGAACGCGGUAUAUAGAUCCGAGGUUGUCGACUUCCGCGUCGAUACUCAAGGUAACUUGCCUCAGAUCAUCCAACUCCAGGUCCCAGUAGGGAGCCUGCAGAUCUUUGUCACUUAUAGCCAUCCGUACUUCGGCGUCAGGCAUUGUUAGGAUUGAGUUGGUCAGUGAGUGUCGUCCAUUUUUUCUGCCGUUGAUUAUACUUCUUGAAACUCGUGUACUCAACAUGAGGCGCACUCGCUUCAGAAUCCCACUUGUGGUUUAUCGUCACUCCAGUGGAGAAUCUGGAAGCUCCUUUCCCUCACAUCCCUGCUUUUCUUAUGAUACCUCUUGAGGCUGGUAUUACUGUCAUACUGUGGCGCGUACAUAUCCGUAACAAUUGCACUGCAAUUCUUCGAGGUCAUUCAUGGCUACGGCAACGGCACGAAAUGUGGAUCCAAAUCCUCGUGGACACCGUGGAGUCGACCGCACUCUCUUUGAAGUUGAUGAAGAGCGACAGCAAGCAAUACGCAAGGAGAUAGAGCAUAAACUCUCUCCUAUCGUCAAUAAAGCUAAGCAGGAUAGGCAGGACAGACUUGCUAAAGCUGAUAACGAUAGCGAUCGCCAACGGGUCGAGGAGGAUUAUGAGAGCGAAAUGAAGACGUUAAUCCGAUUGGCGGAGGAGCAGUUCAGGGUCGCCUUGGAACGAGAAAGGCAGGAGAUGCGGAAGAUGUCGAGAGGGAAUCAGGACUCGUUUCAUCAAGAGGGAUUCAUUGAUGAACAACGCGCCAUAUUUGAGGAGAUUCAAAGAGAAAGGACAAAGAGCGGAGGCGCCUCUGAUCGCAAAUCGACCGAUUCUGUUGUAGUCUCUCGGGAUGAAGUGACCGACUCUAGGAAUCUCAGUGUGGGCAGUCCGCAUGGUGCAAGAAUGGGCAAAAGUCCUAAUCUUGACCCUCAUCAACCUAUGCCCCAAUCGCUCGUCCACACGAGUGAGAGACCUAUCGGGUCUGCAGGCUCUGCAUACGCCGAGGAAGAUCUGUAUGAGUCGGAAUUCCUGGAUGAUGACGAUCUUGAAGACGAGCAACCAUUUCCUUUUGUUGGAUCGCCCCCAAGCAUGCCUUCUAUGAGCAGAAAACAAAGUGUUACCUCAUUAUCCAGUGUUCGGGGCAAAGAGGACUACUGGUACUCGGCGUGGUCAGCUGGAGACCCAGCGAGUACGUCUCAUAACCUGAACUUCGCCCACUCGCCUUCUCCCGGUGGUCCUUCGCGACGUAAUAGUAACGCCAGUAGCUUUAGAUCGGGUAUUGCGUCUUCUGCACCACAGCGCACCUCUGGGCCAGCUCCUUCGGCUGCGUGGACACAACCCAUUCCCCCGAAUGCACAACCCUGGGGCCCGGAGCACACAGAACCUGCAUCCAUUUCACCAGUUUCACCCCUCGGAAGGCCUGAGCGGGAACAGCAAGAGUUUCAGUGGAGUAAUUCACAGAAGAUGAGAUCAGAUUACCAACAGAUUGAGGGUCAAAGAUUGCAUGGGAAGCGACAUCCGUCGAUUGGCAGUGAAACUGCUUCUCGUCGUCUAGAGUCUCGAGUUUCUCCUAGGCCUAUUCCUAUACCAUCUUCAACUACUCCAGAGCAACCUCGGACACCCGAUUCCUAUAGGCAGCAGUCAAGCUAUACCGGUGGUGGCGCACGUCAUUUCGAAUCUGAAGAGCGGGGUGUUCCUAUUCCGAGACAGACUCGCACUUAUAUAGCUCCGCAAGGUUCGCCAGAGUAUAUGCGCGAUUCUCCAGUUAGCUAUGGCUCACAUCGACGAAUUUCAAGCAAACGAUCAUUCACCGCAGAAGAAUUCUCUCAGGCUAGCCCCAGCAGUACUCGAGGUGUCUUCGGCCCAAGUAGUCCAGUGUUCAUGAGACGACAAGAUUCGCGGGGGUCCGUGCGAUCUGUACGCUCGCAGUCCAAAAGUCGCCCAGAGUUGUAUUCGCGUGCUGAAUUCGACGCAUACUCACGACAGAAUGUUGGAACGUUUGAAGAUUUUCCGCCGUCUCCUCAGGACUCUUAUGUGGAUAUUUUUGAUGAGGAGGAUGCAGACUUCAAUGUUGAGUCACUGAUGAUACGAUCCAUGCAAGCGAAGCUCAGGGAGGAGGAGGCGCGCCGAAGGGAUGAGGAGCUUCGGAAAAAGGAAGAGGAGACACGAAAGAAAGAGGAGGAGAUAAAGCAGAAAGAGGAAGAGCUUCGUAGACGGGAGGAGGAGCUGGAACGCAGGGAGGCUCUGCGAAAGAAGGAAGAAGAGCUUCGGCAGCGGGAGGAGGCUCUACGUCGCAGAGAAGAAGAAGCCCAAAGAGAAGAAGAAGAGCGGCAACGACAAGCUCUGCGGCGUCAAGCGGAAGAAGAGGCACGUCGUUUAGAAGAGCUCAAAGCUGCUCAAGAACGAGAAGCAGAGUUGGCUCGGCUGGAAAGGGAGCGUUUGGAAGCAGAAAGGUUGAGGAUGGAGCGGCUAGAAAAGGAGCGGGCGGAAAAGGAGAGACUAGAGGAGGAGCGGUCAGAGAAGGAGAGGCUGGAGAAAGAGAGACUGGAAAAUGAGAGAUUGGAAAUGCUGGCUGAAGAAACAAGGAAGCGAAGGGAGGCUGAGGAGAAGGCAAAGGCCGAGCAGGAAAGGUUGGAGGCGAAGGCGGAGGCUCAGCGUCAGGCAGCGACUCGCGCAAAGGUGGAAGCAGCAAGAAAGAGAGAGGAGGAGAGGGUGAAAGCGAAGAGUCAGUCCAAGGAUGGUUGGGGCUGUCAAGAGGAGAAUUUGUUUAAGAAGAUGGACGAGGAAGAGAAACAACGGAAAGCCGAACAGGAGGAGGCCGAUCGACGUUUUGCACAGCAGGUGCAGGAGGAAGAGGCUCGUAGGGCGGAGACUGAGGCAAAGGUCAAGGAACAUCUGGAAGCUCAACGCAGAGCUGAAAUGCUGUCGCAACACGAGUCCUUCCAACGAAUGCGGGAAGAAACCAACCGCAGACAGCAGGAAGACCUUCUACGUCAGGCAGAGACACGCAGGCGUCAAGACAGUUUGGGAGGUUCCUCAGAUAAAGGCCGUUCUCCCGUUACGCCCAAUUCCGCUUCGUCGUAUACGAACGGGCCUUGGAGUAUUCCUCGCAGCAGUUCUACUGCCAGCAAUGCUUCAGCUGAUCGCACUAAUUCCGGCUCGAGCUUUAGCAACGCAUCAAACCGGUCGUAUGGCACAUCCGCGUCCAAUACUAGUUACUCAUCCUCGUCGCAUUUCCCAGCUGGGGCCAAACCAACCGCAUCUGCAUGGAAGCCAGCACAUUCCACUCCCCAGAAAUCAUCAAGUACUAGUUUUGCGAGAGCCGCACCUACCAGCGCAGCGCCUGAUGACGACGAACGGGAGCGUUGGAAGCAGAGGCAAGAAGAGGAGGCAAAGAGACAAGCAGAGCGCUUCAAGAAGGAGCAAGAACGUGCGGAGAGGGAACGUGAAGCGAGAGAAGCGCGGUCUCUGAGCCAACCGGAGUUCUUGCGAUUGCUCGAGGAGCACGACCGUCUCUGGAAUCUCCUCCCACAAGCGGAACAUCUCGGUUGGGCUAGUUUUCCAUGGCCAAGUUUAAAGAAGGUGAAUCGCGUUGAGGACUUGACACCUGAAGCAAUCGGUUCCUACUAUUUGAAUCAUCUUUGGCCCGUUGAGAAGUCACCAAAGGAGCGUAUAAGGGAGCAUAUACGCCACUGGCAUCCCGACCGCUUUGAGAGCACAUACCUGACAAAGGUCAGGGAUUCCGACCACGAGAAGGUAAAGGAGGGUGCUGGAAUAGUUGCGCGGACUUUGAAUGAUUUACUAAGACGCACAACGGCACCCUUGUAGGAGCUCUCGUGAUUUGUGGAGUAAGUUCCAUCCGUCAAAUAUACUAGAUGUGCUUACCUGACUGUUCCGCUCCUUACAGCUUCAACAGGAUGUACUUUGAUACCCUCCAUGCAUUUGUAUCAUUAUCAACCACACGAUAUUGUAUUUCGCGACUUGUAUACCGAUAACCUGUACAACGCUUGCAUUCUCCACUCCAUUUCUAAUAAUCAGACAUAUCAAUGUAUCUUUGGCCG